Messenger RNA from Nanorana parkeri, 1367 nucleotides. RefSeq names its product adrenoceptor alpha 2A (gene ADRA2A). Gene Ontology annotation, biological process: adenylate cyclase-activating adrenergic receptor signaling pathway. The transcript has 2 exons. Lineage: Eukaryota; Metazoa; Chordata; Amphibia; Anura; Dicroglossidae. Gene Ontology annotation, cellular component: membrane. Gene Ontology annotation, molecular function: adrenergic receptor activity. The coding region runs from base 1 to 1362 and encodes 453 amino acids. The record is from RefSeq and is a predicted model, not a curated record.
AUGACAUCCAGCAUCAUUCCCUCCUCUUGCUCCCAGGUGAAGACACACCGAUAUUUCAUGAUUAACUUUGAGAACCCGCUAGCGGCAAGGGGGGGCAUCUCUGCCAUGGAGUGCCUGGGGGACUGUGGUAAUAGCACCAUAAACAAUGGGACUAAUUCUGGGGAAGAGGGCCCCCCAUACUCCCUGCAGGUCACACUGGCACUCAUCUCCCUGGUGGGUAUUCUCAUGCUCUUCACAGUAUUUGGCAAUGUCCUGGUGGUCAUCGCAGUGUUUACAAGCAGAGCUCUCAAAGCCCCCCAGAACUUGUUCUUGUUCUCCUUGGCCUCGGCGGACAUUUUAGUGGCCACUCUGGUCAUGCCCUUCUCUUUGGCCAAUGAGGUGAUGGGCUACUGGUACUUUGGCAAGGUGUGGUGCGAGAUCUACUUGGCUUUGGACGUCCUCUUUUGCACCUCCUCCAUCGUGCACCUGUGUGCCAUCAGCCUGGACCGUUACUGGUCUAUCACUCAAGCCAUCGAGUACAACCUCAAGAGGACCCCCCGCCGGAUCAAAUGCAUCAUCGUCAUCGUGUGGGUCAUCUCAGCUGUGAUUUCGUUCCCUCCGCUCAUCACCAUCGAGAAGGAGAGCGGCAAAAAAGAAGAGCCGAAGUGCAAGAUCAAUGAGGAGAAGUGGUACAUCAUCUCCUCCUGCAUCGGCUCCUUCUUUGCCCCUUGCGUCAUCAUGGUCCUGGUCUACAUCAGGAUCUACCAGAUAGCAAAGAAGAGGACCAGGGUCCCUCCCGGCAAGAGGAACAGCGGCGAAGCCGAUAAGAGGCACAACGGCUACGGCGACAAGGACUUGCCAGUCAAACUCAACGGGGAGAACGCUGAGGGGCCAGGAGGGGAGCAGCAUCAAGAGCCCGAGGCCAAUGGAAUGGACCUGGAGGACUCUUCCUCUUCCGAUCAUCCCGAAGACCGACAGCAGUAUUCCUCCAAGAAGAAGGGGGACAAAGUCAACCGGAGCAAAGGGAAGACCAAACUGAGCCAGAUCAAACCAGGGGACAGCUUGCCUCGGAGAGAGGAGGAGAGCAGCGCCAAAGCCUCCCGGUGGAGGGGCAGGCAGAACCGGGAGAAAAGGUUCACCUUUGUCCUGGCCGUGGUCAUCGGAGUGUUUGUUGUGUGCUGGUUCCCGUUCUUUUUCACCUACUGCCUCAUCGCCAUCUGCAACAAAAGCUGCCACGUCCCUGACACACUCUUCAAAUUUUUCUUCUGGUUUGGCUAUUGUAACAGCUCCCUGAACCCGGUUAUCUAUACCAUCUUCAACCAUGACUUCAGGAGAGCCUUCAAACGGAUUCUGUGCAAAGGGGAGAGGAAAAGAAUCGUGUGACCCCC